UUUUUUUGAAUUUUGCUCAAAACAAUGAAAAAUGCUUCGUAAACAAAUCCGUGGUUUGGUGCACGGCAAAUGUUGUGCCUUUGAAUAACAAAGAGCUGAACUGUCAGGCGAAAAAUGCUAACCGCCAAAUUAGCUGUCAAACGCUCUGAAUACAGCGCAAAAACAAAGAAACGUCAUGUGGUGAAAUCAUUUGUGGGAUAAAGAGCACCGUUGAUAGUCACACAAGUAAAUGGGCAAUCUAAAGCAACUCCAUUGUAAAAUGUGUUAAGUUUAAUUGUAUUAAUGAAAAUUUCGUAUCAUUUCAUCCGAUUUGUUGUUAGUUUCGUGUUAUAUUAUUGCGUUAGAAAUGCCAGAAUUCGUGAUUGGUGGGAUUCCUGUGUCGUUUCCGUUUGAACCGUAUGAUGUUCAACGACGAUACAUGGAAAAGGUCAUCGAAAGUUUAGAUAAAAGUGCCAAUUCAGUGCUGGAAUCACCGACAGGUACGGGAAAAACGCUCAGUUUGUUAUGUUCAACACUGGGAUGGGUUUUGGAGAAGAAAAGACAAGUGCAGGCAAGUAUGGAUGAUCAGCUGAACAAAGUGGCAGCCUUCAACAAAGAAUAUGGAGUGAACACAGCAGCGUUACCACAACGAAAACAAAUGGCUGACCAUUUUAUCGAACAAUUGAAUGCGGCUGGAAAUCAACAGACAAAUGCCAUGCUGGGCGUUCCACGCGUAAUUUAUGCCAGUCGAACUCAUUCGCAAAUUUCACAAGCCAUGCAAGAGCUCAAACGAACUGAAUACAAUCACAUGAAAGCCGCCGUGAUUGGUUCGCGUGAUCAGCUUUGCAUUCAUCCAGAUUUGGCCAAGGAAUCGAAUGCCAACAAAAUCCAGUUGUGCAAAAUCAAGGUGACGAAUCGCGUUUGCCAAUUUCACAAUCGUCUUGAUUCGCAAAAAGAUAAUCCAGAGUUUCGUCAAAGUGGUGUACUUGAUAUCGAAGAGCUGGUUCGCAUCGGCAAGAAGUUAAAGUGUUGUCCAUACUAUGCGUCGAAAGAGUUUGUCGAUGAUGCCGAAAUCAUUUUCAUGCCGUACAAUUACUUGCUCGAUCCAAAAAUGCGAAAGGCCAACAAAAUUGAUCUCCAAAACACAAUAAUCAUCCUCGAUGAAGCGCACAAUGUGGAAAAAAUGUGCGAAGAAUCGGCUUCGGCUGUCAUUAACUCAACACAAAUCGCAUUGGCCAUUGAAGAUGCGACGCAUGUUCUCAACAAAUUGGUGAACAGUGAUGGUUCGCUGGCGCAAAUUGGAGCUGAUAUGGAAAAUAACGAUGCACCCGAUUUCACAGUCGAAGAUUUGGCAUUGCUAAAGGAGCUGUUGUUGUCAUUGGAAAAAACAGUCGAUGAAGUAAAUCUUCCGAACGCAAUGAGUGGCGAAACAUUCACCGGCGGCUACAUAUUUUCAAUGCUCGAAAAGGCCAACAUUACACAAGGAAAUAUUGAAGCGAUCACAAAACUGUUGGAUACUUUAAUCGCGUACUUGGCAACCGAUUCUGAAGCGAGCGGUUCCGUUUUCCGACGAGGUGCUGGACUACAGCAUAUGCACGAGUUUUUGCAAAUCGUUUUCUCAAGUUCGUCGGAUGACUUGCGCCAACGCAUGGACCGAUGUUAUAAGGUUUACAUUGAACAGGAACCACAGAAACAAACACGCGGUGCCAAAACGAAUGAAGGUGGAUGGAUUCAACCGAAAGCAGCUCUCAAAUCCAAAUCAUCCGGCAAAACGGUUAGCUUCUGGUGUUUCAGCCCUGGAUUUGGGAUGCAACAUUUACUCGGUCGAAAUGUGCGUAGCAUCAUUUUGACGAGUGGAACAUUGGCUCCGCUAAAGCCGUUGAUCAGCGAAUUGGACAUUCCAAUAUCAGUUCAACUGGAAAAUCCCCACAUCAUCAACAGUGACCAAGUGUGCGUGAAAAUCAUUGGUCAAGGCUCAGAUAAAGAGAUGCUCAACUCCAACUUCCAGAAUCGAGACAACAUGAAGUACAUCAUGUCACUUGGUAGAACGAUAUCAUCCCUUUGUCCGGUCAUACCAGGCGGUCUGUUGGUGUUCUUUCCCUCAUAUUCCGUGAUGAAUAAGUGCAAAACAACCUGGCAGGAAGAAGGAGUGUGGUCAUCGAUUGAUCAAAAGAAACCAAUUUUCGUUGAGCCUCAAACGAAAGAAGCAUUUGUCACCACAAUGACGGACUACUAUGCGAAAAUUGAUGCGCCGAAUAGCAAGGGUGCCACAUUCAUGGCGGUGUGUCGUGGAAAAGUAUCCGAAGGAUUGGAUUUUGCCGAUAUGUACGGUCGAGCUGUCAUAAUCACAGGCCUGCCAUAUCCACCAUUCAAAGAUCCCAAAAUCGUUUUGAAGAAGAAAUACCUGAACGAGAAUCGAACGCGACAGAAUGAAUUGUUGUCCGGAGACGAUUGGUAUUUCUUGGAAGCUUCACGAGCUGUGAACCAAGCCAUUGGUCGUGUCAUUCGUCACAAAAAUGAUUACGGCGCAAUUCUAUUGUGUGACACCCGAUUUCACAAUUCACGGCAAAAGAAUCAGUUGUCGCGAUGGAUUCAAGGUCACUUGCAAAGACAAAAUGGAAAUCAACCAUUCGGUCCAAUGAUUGGCGAACUCGCUCGAUUCUUCCGAAAUGCAGAGAAAACGCUGCCACGGCCUGGUUUAGAACCACUUCCAUGCAAAACUGAGCCGAAAGAUUCGAAAUCGGGAAUAACAGACAUGGCUUGGGCAUCAGGGCCAAAGUACAAGCUAUCGGCAGAGUCACAGGAAAAAAUCAAGGAGAUCAGCUUGAACCAGGUGCCGAAGGCCAAUGAAGCAUUUUGUAUGGACAUGUACAAACAUUCUGCCGCUCCAACGAUGGCAAGCAAAAAAGUGGAUCUAUUUAGUGGCUUGAAUCAAGGCGUGAAGACCAUCGAUUUCAACAAUGUUUCCAUCAAUGUUGGCGACAAUUCUCCGCAAGUCACAAUCCACAAGCGAAACCGUAGCGGCGAAGAGAACAUCAGUCCAAGCAACUCUUUUGAAUCGCCUCCAGGCGGUUCGGCCGACAGCGAUUUGCCGAAAAAGAAGAAGUACAAAAUCGUUCCAAACAGUUUCACAUCGCCACCGCCAGUGGCACCAACGCGAAAACCCACCUCAAGUUCAGUUUCUACUACGGCAUCAAACAAAACGUCAAACUCGGUUUCUAGCCCAUUUUUCAACGCAAAACCGGCAACCGCAGUAGUAAAAAAAGAGGACACUACAAGCAAAAUGGUGAAGAAAGAAGACACAACAGUCACUGCCGUCAAUGAACUGCCAACUGAUCGAAAAGAUCUGUUGAAAUUCAUAAGAAACACCCUCAACCAGGACAAGUACAACCUAUUUUUACAAACGUUCAUCGCGUAUAAUAGCAACAACGAUUAUGAGGCAUAUCGAAAGAAUUUAUUUUCGAUAUUUUGCGAGAAGCAGUGGAUUUUCAUCCUGAAAGGAAUGAUUCGUUUCACACGCGCAAGUCAUCGUGUCACAUUUCAAAAAGACGUCGAAGAUUUCAUUCAAAAAUUGUCAUAGGCCAAUAGAGUUUUAAUUUAUCUGUCGAUUCAAUCGAAUUACAUGUGAAAUUUUGUUUACGUAUUGUAAAUAAUUCGGUCAAUAUUUGCGAAAUUAAAGUAUAUUUUGAAUAUUUUGAAA
Molecule: messenger RNA, 3679 nt
Organism: Sitodiplosis mosellana (orange wheat blossom midge)
Lineage: Eukaryota; Metazoa; Arthropoda; Insecta; Diptera; Cecidomyiidae
Gene: Rtel1
Product: regulator of telomere elongation helicase 1 homolog
Exons: 11
Coding region: 347-3559 (1070 amino acids)
Biological process (GO): telomeric loop disassembly; DNA repair; negative regulation of DNA recombination
Cellular component (GO): nucleus
Molecular function (GO): DNA binding; ATP binding; DNA helicase activity
Source: RefSeq, a predicted model, not a curated record